AUGUUCACAAGCUAAAAUCGGUGCAAUUUUUAAAAACAUAUACUACUACAUAUUUUCAUUUAGUAAAUGAAAAAAAAAAGAUUUAUUUAAACAAGGCAAAGAAAAAAAAAAGAUUUAUUUAAACAAGGCAAAGAAAGGAAUUUUGCAGGGGUCAGCUUCUUGUUAAUGACGAAGUCCGCCGACACCACAAAACGAAUGGGGGAUUUCAGAUCCAAAUCGUACAAGAACGAGCAGCUCGACAACACGUACGGCUAUUACGGCACCAAUUUCGGCGACAGCAAUGCCAAUUUCAAGCCGAAUUCAAACCCUAGCGGGAUGCAAGAUCUGAGGUGCUACAGCGCAUCGUACGCCUCCUCCUCCGCGCAGAGGAAUGGCCAGCUCGACAUCGUCGGGGCUGGCGGCGGCGGAGAGCAGUGGAAGUUCAAAAAGGGGAAGUCAACGAAUGGGGCUGAUGCGAGAAGCAGGACUCUGGCUGAUCCGGAGCUGCAGAGGAAGAAGAGAGUUGCUAGCUACAAGGCUUAUACGGUUGAGGGGAAAGUGAAGGGAUCGUUUAAGAAGAGUUUUAGGUGGAUCAAAGAGAGGUAUACUCUCAUGGUCUAUGGCUAUAGGUGAAUGUAUUCAUCUAUUUCUCUCUCUCUCUAUAUAUAUAUAUAUAUAUAUAGGGAGAUAAUCAAAAUAAGUAUGUGUUUAAAUCCAGAAAUGCAGACCAAAUCUUGGCCCUUGGAUUAGAUGAUCUAAUGGUCAAU
Messenger RNA from Salvia splendens (bonfire salvia), 746 nucleotides. RefSeq lists its product as uncharacterized. Bases 166 to 612 code for a protein of 148 amino acids. NCBI's taxonomy places the organism in Eukaryota, Viridiplantae, Streptophyta, Magnoliopsida, Lamiales, Lamiaceae. The transcript is spliced from 2 exons. The record is from RefSeq and is a predicted model, not a curated record.